AUGAGAUCUCCCGCUCUUCUCCUUCUUCUCCUCUUUGCGAUCGAAGUGAUUGCUACUGGCGGUUCUGGAGAGCCAUCUGGUGCUCAAGGUCCUGUUUCAUCCGCCCCAGUGAAUGGUGACCCUUAUGAUGGUGAAUAUGCGAUCGAUAUGCGACCUUCGAGCCUGCGCGCUCCAUUCUCUGCGAGGCUCGAGAAUCACAUUGGAGAUGUCUGGCAAGUCCCUAACGUGCAUGUGGAGCCAGUCGAGCUACAAUCCUUCAGUCCCACCGACUUGCGUGCCAAUUUCAACUACGAUCGAAACCUUCGUCGACAUCUCUACCUGUAUAAUACCUACAGCAACUUUCCGGAUAUGGUGUUUGCUACGCCCAUGCAUCGAGAGCCUCGUCCGCAAGGUAAUCAUUUAUGGGCUUUGUUUAGUGCCCACCAGCCCCCCUUUCAGGGUGACCAUCCCUUGAUCAGAGUACACGGAUUUGUCACAGUCUCCAACGGAGGCGCCGUCGUGCAGAGACUUUCCGAGCUUCCAGGCCCACAGAAUCGCGCUGCUGUGGAGAAGGGACACGUACUCAACAUUCAAGAGUUGUUCCAGCAGCUCGGUAGACUUCGCUGGCCCCAUUGGGAUCGCAACUGGUAA
Molecule: messenger RNA, 630 nt
Organism: Mycosarcoma maydis (corn smut)
Lineage: Eukaryota; Fungi; Basidiomycota; Ustilaginomycetes; Ustilaginales
Exons: 1
Coding region: 1-630 (209 amino acids)
Source: RefSeq, a predicted model, not a curated record